Molecule: messenger RNA, 2799 nt
Organism: Thunnus maccoyii (southern bluefin tuna)
Lineage: Eukaryota; Metazoa; Chordata; Actinopteri; Scombriformes; Scombridae
Product: transmembrane protein 164
Exons: 6
Coding region: 457-1398 (313 amino acids)
Source: RefSeq, a predicted model, not a curated record
AUUAGAUUUGUGCUCAGCCUGAGAGGCUAAACUCAGGGUGGAACAUGUUUCGAAGCACCUUUUCGGCAAGGUAGGCUCGGUAGCUAAGCUGUAGCUAACUCACGCUAAAGUCAACCUCCAGGAAACUGCUGCAGACAGCUUGAUGUGACUCAGGGCGCGCAGCCAACAUGCCUGCUCGCUUCGUAUGAUACAGACUGUCCACGUUAGGAAGGCUGGUCGCUGUUGUGUGAGAGGCGUGAAAGAGGAGAGAGGCUCGCCACUGCCCGCCAGCAGCAGCAGCAGCAGCGGCAGCUCCGGGUAGUUUACAGCUGCAUCCUGCUGCUAGCUGAAGUUCCUCAUCCGUCUGUGGAGGAGGUGGUUCGGAGAUUUAGCUCAGCUGGAAACACACCGAGGCGGGUGGAUACAUGUCUGCCUCUCAGCCACGACACGAGCUACGAAAGGGAAAUCUUGCAGUUCAUGUUUCGCCAAGAAGUCAGUGUUACGUCUUUUAUUCCAUCUUGUUCGUAUCUUUUCCAACACGAGAAGAGGAAUAUGUCCAGAUAUAACAUAUACAGCCUGUUAGACUGGGUCUAUGGCGGGGUGGACCCGAAGUUUGAAGGCAACGGGGGGCCCGAGUGUGCCGCCUUCAUCGCGCCUCAGCAGCGCAUCAGUGAAAGUCUGGUCAUCGUCGUCAUCUCCAUACUGGAGAUCUGCGUGGCGCUGAGGAAAAUAAACAUCUCCAAAGAGCUCAAAGUGGUGGGAAAAGACUGUGUAAGGGUAAAGGAAGAUAGUCUGGGCAAGAACCUGUUGCUGGUUGCCCUUUGCAUGACUUUUGGUGUGGAGGUUGGGUUCAAAUUCGCGACCAAGACUGUGAUAUAUCUGCUGAACCCAUGCCAUGUGAUGACCAUGGUUCAGAUCUUCCUGCUGGCCUGCCCGCCAUGUAAAACGGCAAUGGUCGUAUUUAGGCUGCAAGUCCACAUGUUGAACGGUGCACUACUGGCUUUAAUGUUUCCUGUAGUCAACACUAGACUGCUGCCGUUUGAGAAGGAGAUCUACUACAUCCAGCACUCCAUGCUGUACCUGGUGCCUCUUUACCUUUUCAGGAAAGGAGGUGUGUACAAACCGGAGCCUCUGGGAGACAUGUGGUGGGCACUGCUCUCCACUGGCAUCCUGUUCCUCUACCACUUCCUCUUCUUGCAAGUUCUGGGCCUGGCGACUGAGGUCAACUUGAACAACAUGCUGUGCCCGGCCGUGUCCGAUCCCUUUUACGGGCCUUGGUACCGGGUGUGGGCAACAGGUCAUCAGACCCUGCUGACCCUCAUUCACGGGAAGGUCCUCACUCUCCUCUCGCAACACACAGGCCCGGUCUGCAGAUACCUGCUGGACACCCUCCGACUGCGCAGCAAGAAAGUCGACUGAAUGUCCACAAAGACGCACACAGACCUGGCCUUUCAAUCUUAAAUGCCUGCUCUUUUCAUGGAGUUUUUUUUUUUUUUUUUUUUUUUUUAAUCAACAUUUUAAUGCAUCUUUUAAGACUCGCCAUCUGUUUUACUGAAACACGUGAGCAUUUCAGGGUCAGUGAAUCAAUGUGUCAUUCUUUUUAGUGUCGUCGUUGGCUUGCAUAAAAACAGUACUUGCAUGCACAAACAUAAUAGGCAUUUUAAGGCUGGUAGUUAGCAUUGUGGAGUUAGCCAGAUUUAGCCUUUUUUUUUGUUUGUUUUGUUCUGUUUUUUGGAAUACAAUUUCCACGUUAAGAGAAUUUGAGGGAGAUGACUAUUUCUCAAGUUGCCUUUUUUGUAAAUGUUAAGUUCUAAGGACAGAAAAUAGGAGUCACCCAAAUGUCACUAUUGAUCUGCAGUUGUUACACUUUCAGUUCUUUAUGUGAUAGUUACGCUAGAUCAUAUGUUAGUGGGUAUAGCUGCCAUUUUAUUUGUCUCAAGUGCGUUUUGAAACAGAUUGUGAAUGUGAGCUAUUGUUAAAAUUAUUGCUUGUUUAUAGUCGGAAGAUUUUUGACAUGUAUGAUCACCUCUCAGUGUUGUCAUGACUAAAAGUAGAAACUUAUUUAUGGCGUCCCUCUGUUCCCACUUUACUACACAUAUACAGGUUAAAAAAAAAAACAACAAACAUUACUGUAAGUGGCCUCUUUUGCAUUUCUGUCUCCCACCUCCAGCCCAUUCAGAUCAUUCCAGUUGUGAUAAUCAGGGGACAUGAGGAUGUAUUAUUGUGCUGAGAUUCAAAGUGAUGAAUGAGAAUUUAUAGAGUUACAUUGGGGGUGUUAUUACGACCUCUGCCAAGGAGGUUUUGUUUUUGUCUGUGUUAUUUUAUUGUGAUAUUGGACCAUAUUCAGUGAGGUAUAAACUUCAACGGUCGUUGGGAUGAAUGUGAUGUUUGCCGAGAUGGAACAGAUCUUGACAAAAUAUGUAUCUGGGCUGGAAACAUGCAUCAUGACACUUGAAUAGAUUUCUUUUUUUUGCUUGAUGCUCAAGUUAAUCUUUCAAGUCACCCUGAAUUCACUCCACCAUUACAGCUGUAACGAGUCGCAGUCUCGGGUUUUGUAUGAAAAAUUCAUCUGAUGAUCUGCAUGAAGUCAUUUUGGGUCAUUUAUUGACUGCCCAUUGGAAAGAAAGUAUUAACUAUUAACACUGAUAAUUGGAAUAUGUCAGUCAUGGUAUCUAUCAUUUCAAGUGUGUGGGGUGUGUGUAUUGUACUGUACUGUAGCAUAUACUGUACUUCACUGUAAAGAAGGGAUAAGACAAACUUUUGUAUUUCUAUCGGUUUGAGUGUAUGUGCUGUAUUGACAAUAAAAGUGAUUUCAGUUGA